CUAGAAUGGCGACUGCAGCGUGCGGUCGUCAGUGUAAAACAGGCGGUAAUACUGCCAAAUCACAAAAAGAACACCUGCGAAAAGGUAAAGACUCACAACGGAGACAGGCGGCUCUUUCUUUCCUGAACAACAUAUCUCUAGACGGACGGCCUUUAUAUCAUCUCAGCAAUGGAAACCUCGGUCAAAGGGACGCCGCCGAGCUCCGAAGUCGAGACGCCGCCGGGGCACAGGCUAUUGGACACACACAAUUUUCACCGUGCACCUACGGAACCUUCCCCCAUGUAUCACCCUACUUGGCCGGUGGCGCUGCUACUACUGUGGCGGGGAUUGGGGGACUGAGCCCAGUCCUACCUAAUUUGGGUAUGUCUACAGACACUGGCGCAAGUGUUGCUGUGGGGUGCCGUGAGGUGUUGUUUGAGGGUGUAGACACCAUAGUACCCCCAGAUACCCCCCUGUCCCCCAUUUCUGGACCUCAGACCUUCAAUUCAAUUGCCAAAUCGCCAUCUGUGCUCCAGACUCUGAAUUCCGUGCCGGGGGAUACACGUCAAAGAUCACGGAAUCAUUCGGGCUCUCCAGGACCCGCAAGGGUGGCCAAGAAGGUCCACUUUAUCAAGAGUAUGAGGCAAUAUGACACACGAGGCAGCAGGAUUAUGCUGAUUUGUGCCAAGCGGUCUCUAUGUGCUGCUUUCUCAGUGCUGCCCUAUGGAGAAUGUAUUCACCUCAGUGACCCAAAGCUGGAUGCUCAGAGACAACGGCUGUCCUCUGGGGUUGGCUCUGACCUGUUCCCUGGCCUGGAGGGCCUUGGGGUGGAGCUAGGGGCAUAUGGAAAGACGGUAUCGUACGCCCGAUUCCUUUUCCCAACUCAUGCCCUGGUGAGGUCGAAGAGCAGUGGACCACUAGAGCCCAGCACAGCACAGACACCCCUAUCCCGUUACCGAGGCAACGGCCAGAAGAACUACACCAACCCGUCUGGACUCAACAGCACCAUAGGACAGGACCCGAGUAUAGAAGACCUGGCAGACUAUGAUCCCUACCUACUCAGUGACCCUCAGUGGCCUUGCGGGAGACACAAGAGAGUUCUUAUAUUUGCAUCUUAUAUGACGACUGUUAUUGAGUACGUGAAGCCGUCGGACCUGAAAAAAGACAUGAAUGAGACGUUCAAGGAGAAGUUCCCCCAUAUCAAACUGACCCUCAGCAAGAUAAGAAGCCUGAAGCGGGACAUGCGUGCGGUGGGAGAGGAGUGCAGUCUGCAGCCAGUCACGGUGGCCAUGGCCUUUGUUUACUUUGAGAAGCUGGUGCUGCAGGGCCGCCUGAACAAGCAAAACAGGAAGCUGGUGUCUGCUGCUUGCGUCCUGCUGGCAGCCAAGAUCAGCAGUGAUCUGAAGAAGCAGGAGGUUCGACAGCUGAUUGACAAGCUGGAGGAGCGUUUUCGUAUAAACCGGCGGGAGUUGAUUCCAUUGGAGUUCCCUGUCCUGGUUGCCUUGGAGAUGGGGCUCUACCUCCCUGACAGCAAGGUCAUGCCGCACUACCGCAGGCUGGUGCAGCAGGGCUAGGCUGGAGCCUGGAGGUGGCCUGAAUCACUGGCCUGGGUCCAGUUUGGAUAUUUAAGUCCUGAUGAUAUUGAUUGGAAAUGCUGAUCCUGGAUCAUCACCUGGAGGGAGGCAUUGUCUUCCCUAUAAUAUGUUUAGGUGUAGUAGACAUGUCCCUUAUUCAAAUUGGGGGGGGGGGGAGUUUGGUGCUCAAUAUUUAUUUUGAAUUUUUCUUUAUCGCGAUAUGAAGGAUUAAGAGUGUUUUCCGCAAAGAUAUUGGGACUGAUUUUUCUUAUUGCGUUCGCUUGUACCGAACUUCUUUCUGUGGUGUGUAUUGCAUUCUGAUCAAUAUAUAUUUUUUUUAAACCAUGUCUAUUUGUACAAACAGUACAAGUUAACUAUUUAUUGAAAAAUAACUCCAACUGGGUGUGGGGUAGCAUCCCAAUUGGGGUGUCUUUAAGUACACACAGAGAGUAGGCUUUGAUGUUGAUGGUUGGCCAUAUCGGUUUGAAAUAAUUUAAUGUACUGUCCAAAGGUGCAGAAAAGUCAUUUUUAUGUGUAAAUGGUGCCUGGUGUUUAUUUGUCGCAUACACUGAUUUGCAGAUGUUAUCGCAGGUGCAGCAAAAUGCUUGUCUCUAGCGCCAACAGUGCAGUAAUGUCUAACAAAACACACACGUACAGUACCAGUCAAAAGUUUGGACACACCAACUCAUUCAAAGGUUUUUCUUUUAUUUGUACUAUUUUCUACAUUGUAGAAUAAUAGUGAAGAUUUAAACUAUGAAAUAACAUGUAUGGAAUCAUAUAAUAACCAAAAAAGUGUUAAACAAAUCAAAUUAUAUUUGAGAUUCUUCAAAGUAGCCACCUGUUAAUAACAGCUUUGCACACUCUUGGCAUUCUCUCAACCAGCUUCACUUUUACAAUAGUCUUGAAGGAGUUCCCACAUAUGCUGAGGAUUUGUUGGCUCCUUUUCCUACACUCUGCGGUCCAACUCAUCCCAAACCAAACGUGUUAUUUCAUAGUUUUGAUGUCUUCACUAUUCUACAAUUGAAUGAGUAGAUGUGUCAACUUUUGACUGGUACUGUUUAUAUAAACGCAACAUGCAAAAUGUUGGUCCCAUGUUUCAUGAACGGAAAUAAAAUAUCCUAGGAAUGUUCCUUAUGCACAAAAAGCUUAUUUCUCUCAAAUGUUAUGCACAAGCCAAUUGCAUGCUUCCUCAACUUGAUCUCUUUGGUGUUGUGACAACUGCACAUUUUUAGUGGCCUUUUAUUGUCCCCAGCACAAGGUGCCCCUGUGUAAUGAUCAUGCUCUUUAGUCAGCUUCUUGUCAUGCCAAACCUGUCAGGUGGAUGGAUUAUCUUGGUAAAGUGGAAAUGCUCACUAACAGGGAUGUAAACUAAUUUGUGCACUAACGUUGAGAGAAGCUUUUUGUGCAUAUGGAAAAUGACUUGUGAUCUCUUAUUUCAUCUCAUGAAACACAGGCCCACUUUACAUGUGUGUGCGCACUCGCUAGCUUGUUGAUAUGACUAUUUCUUCACUUGCUGUGAAAAUGACACAUCAAUCAUUGGUCUUAAAGUCUCAAUAUGAUUGUUUGUGUUAUUGAGAGAGGGAGUUGUGGGCUGGCCAGAGUGCCACUUUAUACUAUAUUGUAGAAGCAUCAGGCAUUCCAUUGUAUCAUUUGUUUAGAACUUGUGGUUUUGUACAGCUUGGAUGUUUUUGUAUUUACCUUCUUGGGUUGGCACUGUAGCUGCUUUUACCUUAAUUUUGUACACUUUAAAUCCACACUCACUGUGCAAACCACUGCCUAUUUGCUGGCUGGAAACGUGUUGGCAGUGUCGAUCUAGACCACAAAUGACUUUUCUUCUGUGACGGUUGUUAAAUCAAACUUCCUAUCAUUACUUGGUUGCUGUUCUGUCAACAUCCAGGGAUAGGAUUUGCAAUAAGUAUUCUUACCCUAUUGUUCAAUGUGCUGGAUCAUCCACGAGCCAGUUGUCAUAUUUUUAAGUUCUCAGGAAAAUCCCAUUUAUUUCAAAGAUGUUAUCAAACAAACAAAAGGAGAUCUCUGGAAUGAGUGCAGGUAGAAAGCAGUUAUUUGUGUGUGAAAUGUCCUGAAGUUACAUUUAUUUCGCUAUUUUACAGUAUUUCUCGUAUUUUCAUCAGUGUUGGCUCACGCCACUCAACAUACAGUAAGAAGUGCCUAAAACCAGUUUAAUAAUGAUCUGUCCUAUCCAGAUGUUAUUCCCUUUUAUUUCACUUGUCUUGUUGCUGUUGAGUGUUCUACCGCAUCUGUGAAAAUCAUGGAAAAUUGCAGACUGCUUAUUGUAUCUUAGUAUCUGGACAGACCUGUUAUGUGAAUCUCAUUGUGUGUGAUCUUGGAGAAAACAUUUUGUACAGUAACAUGGAGAAUUGCUCAUUUCUGCUGUGGUGUGAAUUGGUCUCCGUUUUGCAAAUGUAUGCUUACAUUACCUCGUCAUUUUGUUUAGAAUGUGAAAAUGUUGUGCUUUAUGGAUGGUGUCAAUUUUGUAAAAGUAGUGUUAAAUUAUCAAAUGUUUUUUUCUGAC
Molecule: messenger RNA, 4086 nt
Organism: Oncorhynchus masou masou (cherry salmon)
Lineage: Eukaryota; Metazoa; Chordata; Actinopteri; Salmoniformes; Salmonidae
Product: CDK5 and ABL1 enzyme substrate 2-like
Exons: 9
Coding region: 6-1553 (515 amino acids)
Biological process (GO): regulation of cell cycle
Source: RefSeq, a predicted model, not a curated record